Lactuca sativa (garden lettuce) is the source of this 756-nucleotide messenger RNA. The record is from RefSeq and is a predicted model, not a curated record. NCBI's taxonomy places the organism in Eukaryota, Viridiplantae, Streptophyta, Magnoliopsida, Asterales, Asteraceae.
AUGAAUACCAAGUUUGAGAUGAGUGAUCUUGGUCUCUUAUCAUAUUACUUGGGCAUUGAAGUAGGUCAACGGGAUGGUGUGAUUACACUAAAGCAAGGAGCCUAUGCUAAGAAUUUACUCAUCAAGACCCAGGUGUUAGAUUGUAACCCCACCAAGAGCCCAAUGGAACACAAGCUAAAGCUUCGCAGGGAUGAAGAAGGAGAGUUGGUGAAUCCCACAGAAUACAGGAGCAUCGUUGGAGGACUCAGGUAUCUGACCCAUACCCGUCCAGACAUAUCGUUUGCAGUUGGAAUAGUAAGCCGCUACAUGGAAAGGCCAACUACAAAACACCUUCAAACUGUUAAGGGAAUACUCAGGUAUGUGAAAGGCACCCUUGACUAUGGUCUGAAGUACUCAAGAGGAAGAAAACAAGUUGUGAUUGUUGGAUACACUGACAGUGAUCUAGGGAAUGAUGUGAAUGAUAAGAGAAGUACAGGUGGGAUGGUUUUUUAUGUGAAUGGAAAUUUGAUUACAUGGGCCUCACAAAAACAGAGAUGUGUUGCCUUAUCCUCCUGUGAAGCAGAGUUUAUGGCAGCCACUCUAGCAGCUUGCCAAGGAAUAUGGCUUAGAAGACUCCAUAGGGAAAUAACAGGGCAAACUGUGCCACUUGUAACUCUGCUGGUUGAUAAUCGUUCAUCACUUGACCUCAUGAAGAAUCCAAUCUUUCAUGGAAGGAGCAAACACACAGAUAUAAAUAAGAUUCCAUUUUAUUCGUGA